Terrapene triunguis (Three-toed box turtle) is the source of this 3562-nucleotide messenger RNA. It is a transcript of the gene COPB1, whose product is annotated as coatomer protein complex subunit beta 1. The transcript has 22 exons. The record is from RefSeq and is a predicted model, not a curated record. Gene Ontology annotation, molecular function: structural molecule activity. Gene Ontology annotation, biological process: intra-Golgi vesicle-mediated transport; intracellular protein transport; endoplasmic reticulum to Golgi vesicle-mediated transport. Bases 340 to 3201 code for a protein of 953 amino acids. Gene Ontology annotation, cellular component: cytoplasm; COPI vesicle coat. NCBI's taxonomy places the organism in Eukaryota, Metazoa, Chordata, Testudines, Emydidae.
CGGUCACGCGGCGAGUGAGGGGUGCGCGCGGGGCUGGGACUGGCCCAUUCAAACGCACAGGACCCAGCCACCGCCGGCCCCUCCUCUCCCGCGCGGGGUGCGCGCGCAGGAGCCCCCAUUUGUGCAUUGUUGCGUACGGAGGAGGCGUGUCCUGCUGCGGCCGCCGUACUACCGAUGUGGUCCGUCACUGUUGGGGGGAGCGGUUCCACGUCAGCCACAGCGGAGCAGCGGGCAGAGCCGGGGCUGGAGGGGGCCUGCCGCGGGCAGCACGGGAGGCAGAGUGCCUGAUAUUUGUCGGAAGUAGUUCUUCUAUUAAGAAAGUAUUUGUAACCAAGAACAAUGACAGCCGCAGAGAAUGUAUGUUAUACGUUGAUUAAUGUUCCAAUGGAUUCAGAACCGCCUUCUGAAAUCAGCUUAAAAAAUGACCUAGAAAAAGGAGAUGUAAAGUCUAAGACAGAGGCCUUGAAGAAAGUAAUUAUCAUGAUCCUGAACGGUGAAAAACUACCUGGACUUCUGAUGACUAUUAUUCGUUUUGUACUGCCUCUUCAAGAUCAUACCAUCAAAAAACUGCUGUUAGUCUUUUGGGAGAUAGUUCCGAAGACCACUCCAGACGGCAAACUAUUACAAGAAAUGAUCCUUGUAUGUGAUGCCUAUAGAAAGGAUCUUCAGCACCCCAAUGAAUUUAUCCGGGGCUCUACUCUUCGUUUUCUUUGCAAGCUGAAAGAAGCAGAAUUACUGGAACCUUUGAUGCCAGCUAUUCGUGCAUGUUUGGAACAUCGUCACAGCUAUGUGCGCAGAAAUGCAGUCCUGGCAAUCUACACAAUUUACAGAAACUUUGAACAUCUUAUACCUGAUGCUCCUGAAUUGAUCCAUGAUUUCCUGGUGAAUGAGAAAGAUGCAAGCUGCAAAAGAAAUGCAUUUAUGAUGCUAAUUCAUGCAGAUCAGGAUCGUGCUUUGGAUUAUCUGAGUACCUGCAUUGACCAAGUCCAGACAUUUGGUGACAUUCUUCAGCUGGUUAUUGUUGAACUAAUUUACAAGGUCUGCCACGCUAAUCCAUCAGAAAGAGCUCGAUUUAUACGCUGUAUUUACAACUUAUUGCAAUCAUCUAGUCCUGCAGUAAAAUAUGAAGCAGCAGGAACACUAGUUACACUCUCCAGUGCACCAACAGCAAUCAAGGCAGCAGCUCAGUGUUACAUUGACUUAAUUAUUAAAGAGAGUGAUAACAAUGUGAAACUGAUUGUAUUGGAUCGCUUGAUUGAGCUGAAGGAGCAUCCUGCUCAUGAACGAGUGUUACAAGAUCUCGUUAUGGACAUACUGAGAGUGCUGAGUACUCCAGAUUUAGAAGUGCGCAAGAAAACCCUUCAGUUAGCUCUGGAUCUUGUAUCUUCCAGAAAUGUGGAAGAGUUGGUGAUUGUUUUGAAGAAAGAAGUGAUUAAAACAAACAAUGUGACAGAACAUGAAGAUACUGACAAAUACAGACAGUUGCUUGUUAGGACACUGCAUUCCUGUAGCGUUCGGUUUCCAGAUAUGGCUGCAAAUGUUAUUCCUGUGUUGAUGGAGUUCCUAAGUGAUAACAAUGAAGCUGCAGCUGCUGAUGUCUUGGAAUUUGUGCGUGAAGCAAUUCAGCGGUUUGAUAAUCUCAGACUACUUAUUGUUGAGAAGAUGCUGGAAGUCUUUCAUGCCAUUAAAACUGUCAAGAUUUACAGGGGAGCUUUGUGGAUCCUUGGAGAAUAUUGCAGCACAAAGGAAGAUAUACAAAGUGUAAUGACAGAAGUCCGCAGAUCACUGGGAGAGAUCCCAAUAGUGGAAUCUGAAAUAAAGAAAGAAGCUGGUGAUAUGAAACCUGAAGAGGAGGUGACUGUGGGUCCAACCCAAAAAUUGGUGACGGAGAUGGGCACCUAUGCUACACAGAGUGCCCUCAGUAGUUCCCGACCUGCCAAAAAGGAAGAAGAUAGACCUCCAUUACGAGGAUUCUUGCUGGAUGGGGAUUUCUUUGUUGCUGCCUCCCUUGCCACAACUUUGACUAAGAUUGCCCUACGCUAUGUGGCUCUUGUUCAGGAAAAGAAGAAACAAAAUUCUUUUAUUGCCGAGGCUAUGUUGCUAAUGGCCACUAUUCUCCAUUUGGGUAAGUCAUCUCUUCCCAAGAAGCCAAUUACAGAUGACGACGUGGAUCGUAUCUCCCUAUGUCUGAAGGUUUUGUCAGAAUGUUCUCCUCUAAUGAAUGAUAUUUUCAACAAGGAGUGCAGACAGUCCCUUUCUCAUAUGCUGUCAGCUAAACUAGAAGAGGAGAAACUUUCUCAGAAGAAAGAGUCAGAGAAGAGGAAUGUGACAGUUCAGCCAGAUGACCCCAUUUCCUUCAUGCAGCUUACUGCUAAAAAUGAAAUGAACUCAAAGGAAGACCAAUUUCAGCUGAGCCUUCUGGCAGCAAUGGGGACCACACAAAGAAAAGAAGCUGCUGAUCCCUUGGCAUCCAAACUCAACAAGGUUACUCAGUUGACAGGUUUCUCAGAUCCUGUCUAUGCAGAAGCAUAUGUUCAUGUCAACCAGUAUGAUAUUGUAUUGGAUGUGCUUGUAGUAAACCAGACCAGUGAUACUUUGCAGAACUGCACAUUAGAACUAGCCACACUAGGUGACUUGAAAUUAGUGGAAAAACCAUCUCCUUUGACGCUUGCUCCUCAUGAUUUUGCAAACAUUAAGGCUAAUGUCAAAGUAGCUUCAACAGAAAAUGGAAUCAUUUUUGGUAAUAUUGUGUAUGAUGUAUCUGGAGCAGCCAGUGACCGAAACUGUGUUGUCCUCAGUGAUAUUCACAUUGACAUCAUGGAUUACAUCCAGCCUGCUGCUUGUACUGAUGCAGAGUUCCGCCAGAUGUGGGCAGAAUUUGAAUGGGAAAACAAAGUUACAGUUAAUACAAACAUCAUUGAUCUAAAUGAAUACUUACAGCACAUACUAAAAUCAACCAACAUGAAAUGCCUUACCCCAGAGAAGGCACUUUCUGGUUACUGUGGCUUUAUGGCUGCCAAUCUGUAUGCACGUUCCAUAUUUGGAGAAGAUGCACUUGCAAACGUCAGCAUUGAAAAGCCAAUUCAUCUUGGACCAGAUGCUCCUGUCACUGGCCACAUACGAAUUCGUGCAAAGAGUCAGGGAAUGGCCCUAAGUCUUGGAGAUAAAAUCAAUCUGUCUCAGAAGAAAACGAGUUUAUAAACUUUCCAGAUAGUCUUUUCAGAGCUUUUACAAUUAAAUUUUAGGUAUGUGGCUUGUUGGAUUCAGAACAUCUUGUAUUCUUCCAUGUUCUGUAAUUGUAGAAGCAGAGCUUUUGUGCUGAAUGCCUUCCAGCGGAUAAUUUAUAGAUUCUUCUGAUCAAUAUUGAGUAAAACUUUAAAACAUCAAUUUAUUUUUUUCUCUUUGUCUUAGAAGUCAUGUAUACUUUGUCUCUAAUAUAUACUGACUAUUUCACAGUACAAUAAACAAAUCUAAGCCAGGCUGGUUUUGUCCUGAUUUACAAAUAAACUCAGUAUUAUUUGAUUACUACUUUUUAUAUUUCAAUAAAGUAAAGUUACAUUGC